GAUCUCACCUUCUCCUGCCCGCACGAAGGCUGUGACGGCUUCGUCUUCCCCUUCGCCGAACGAUGCAUUGAGCACGAGCUAGACUGGCACACUGGACCGUACCAGUGCGCAGAAUGCAACACCAAGUUUGCUGCUGCCCCGGCCCUCAAGCGCCACGCUCGUGACAGCAAGCACAAGAUCGAGUGGCAGUGCCGCGAAGCAGAAUGCGACAAGCUCGGGACCGAGUUCGCGUCUAGGGCCAUGUAUCUGAAGCACGCGUUGGGCUCGGCACCUCACAAGCAUGAAAUACCCGUGGACGAUUUGCCGGAAUGCUUCAUCGUUGAUAACCCGCCGAGUAGCACCACCAAACGCGCUACAAAGACGCCUGCGAAUAGACCCCAACCGGGAGAGUACAUAUGCAAGGAGCCUUGCUGCUUCUUCUACAAGACUGACUACGGCUGCAAGUCGGAGUGGAGUCGACACGCCAGCGCUGUAUCACACAUCUCCGCCUUAGCUAUCGGCCAGGCCCUCCGCGACCGUCUGUCCUUUGGCGUUGCCCUCGACGCAGAACAGGAAGCGAUCCGAAGCCUUCGAUGCAACUCGGCCGACUGCCCGCAGUACGAGCAUACGUUUGCGUCCACCACGGGGUUCUUCAACCACUUGAAGAAGCCUGAGCACCAGUCUGCCGUUGACGGCUCUGCAGAUGCCGAGAACUCGAAGAAGGACGUGGGCGACGAGACCAAUCUCCGGUGCAUGCAAGUCGGGUGUCCUAAAUACGGACGGCAUUUCCUAUCCAGUGUCGGAUUUAAGUUGCACAACAGCUCGACACCACACCAGGCGGCAUCCGAGAAGAACGGGGGUCCCAAGCCAGCAAGCCCCUUCACCACGCCGACCGGGAACUAUACGACAUCUUCCUUUUCUCCGAUUGAUCUCACAUCGAUGCCGAGCCCGAUGAGCCCAAGCAGCCCCUCGACUGGCCGUGGCCCCAGCGUGCCUCGAAAGACCCCUGGCAAGACAAAGCUGCGCCUGACAAGUACCUCUGCUAAGAAGCGCGAAGAGGAGUUGGAGAAGAGAAACGCCGAGCUCGAAGGACGGGUGAAGCGAUUGGAAGAGGAGUUUGAGAAAGUCCGCCAU
Messenger RNA from Ilyonectria robusta, 1113 nucleotides. RefSeq lists its product as uncharacterized. The annotation marks the transcript as partial. The record is from RefSeq and is a predicted model, not a curated record. Lineage: Eukaryota; Fungi; Ascomycota; Sordariomycetes; Hypocreales; Nectriaceae. The transcript has a single exon.